AUUGUUUUAUUAAUAGGGUCCAUAUUAAUUUUUCUUUUUAGAUUUAUUUCUAAACGUAAGCAUCUUCUGGCUACUUUACUUAGUUUAGAGGGUUUGAUGCUUAUGAUUUUUGGUGUUCUUUUUUGGGUGAGAUCUAUGGUGAGUUUUAGAAAUUUUGUUCUAAUUUUUUUGACUCUUACAGCUUGCGAGGGAGCUUUAGGGCUCUCACUAUUAGUUUCACUGGUCCGAACCCAUGGCGGAGACAACUUUAACUCUUUAAACGCGCUACAGUGUUAA
Molecule: messenger RNA, 276 nt
Organism: Daphnia pulex (common water flea)
Lineage: Eukaryota; Metazoa; Arthropoda; Branchiopoda; Diplostraca; Daphniidae
Source: the annotation of a RefSeq genome assembly